AUGUAUUUAUUUAAUAUGGGGCGCUUCAUCCUGCUGACUCUUACCGUCAUGUCCAUGUUGCUGUGCCAGGGGUUUUGUUCGGGAGUGUUUGAGCUGAAGUUGCAGGAGUUCCUAAACAAGAAGGGAGUACAGGGCAACAAAAACUGCUGUAAAGGAGGCUUGACCUCAUCUUUCCAGCAGCAGUGCGAAUGUAAAACCUUCUUCAGGAUCUGUCUGAAGCACUACCAGCCCAAUGCCUCUCCGGAACCACCGUGCACGUACGGCGGCGCUGUGACGCCCGUGCUCGGCUCCAACUCCUUCCAAGUGCCCGAAAUCAUCCCGGAGAAUUCAUUCACCAACCCCAUCAGGAUUAACUUCGGUUUCACGUGGCCGGGGACCUUCUCACUGAUCAUUGAGGCAUUACACACCGACUCCAAAGACGACCUCUCCACAGAAAACCCAGACCGCGUUAUCAGCACCAUGACCACUCAGAGGCAUCUGACGGUGGGAGAGGAAUGGUCUCAGGACCUGCACACCGGAGGCAGGACGGAGCUGAAGUACUCCUACCGGUUCGUGUGUGAUGAGCACUACUACGGGGAUGGCUGCUCUGUGUUCUGCCGGCCCAGAGACGAUGCUUUCGGCCACUUCACCUGUGGAGAGCGCGGGGAGAUAGUGUGUGACUCCGGCUGGAAGGGACAUUACUGCACUGAACCAAUCUGCCUGCCAGGCUGCGACGAAGAGCACGGCUUCUGUGAGAAACCCGGAGAGUGCAAGUGCAGAGUGGGAUUCAAAGGCCGCUACUGCGACGAGUGCAUUCGUUACCCGGGCUGCCUCCACGGGACCUGCCAGCAGCCGUGGCAGUGCAACUGUCAGGAGGGCUGGGGGGGGCUCUUCUGCAACCAAGAUCUCAACUAUUGCACUCACCACAAGCCCUGCAUGAAUGGAGCCACUUGUAGCAACACUGGUCAGGGCAGCUACACCUGUUCCUGCAGGCCCGGCUUCAGUGGGGCCAGCUGUGAGAUCCAGGUCAAUGAAUGCGCUGGAAACCCCUGCCGCAACGGAGGAAGCUGCACUGAUAUGGAAAACACAUAUACCUGCACUUGCCCUCACGGUUUCUAUGGCAACAACUGCGAGCUGAGUGCCAUGACGUGUGCUGAUGGGCCCUGCUCCAACGGUGGCCGCUGUGCCGACAACCCCGAAGGUGGAUAUUUCUGCCAGUGCCCGACAGGAUACGCAGGAUUCAACUGUGAGAAGAAGAUUGACCACUGCACCUCCGGCCCUUGCUCCAACGGUGCUCGCUGCGUUGAUCUCGUCAACUCGUACCUGUGCCAGUGUCCAGAUGGCUUCACCGGGAUGAACUGCGACCACACCGGGGACGAGUGCUCGACGUACCCUUGCCAGAACGGAGGCACCUGCCAGGAAGGUCUGGACGGCUACACCUGCACCUGCCCACCGGGAUACACCGGCCGCAACUGCAGCUCGCCCAUCAGCCGCUGUGAACACAACCCUUGCCACAACGGAGCCACCUGCCACGAGAGGAACAACCGCUACGUCUGCGCGUGCGUCCCUGGCUACGGGGGAAGAAACUGCCAGUUCCUGCUUCCAGAGCACGCAGCGAUCCGCGGGUCAGAGGUUCCCUGGAUGGCGGUCGGGUCCGGUGUGGCCCUGGUGCUGCUGCUGCUGGCGGGAUGCGCUGUACUUGUUGGAUUUUUCCGAUCGAAAGUGCAGCACGGCGGUCAAAUAGAAACCGCCGGUGAUGGAGAAACAAUAAAUAACCUGACUAACAACUGUCACCGUAGCGACAGAGACCUGGCGGUCAGCAUGAUACCGACGCCAGGCGUCAAAAAUAUCAACAAGAAGAUGGACUUCUGCAGUGGUGACCCCGAUGAGGGGUCCUCACCAGAAAGAAGCAGCUACAAGAGCCGCCACUCGCCUGCAGACUACAACCUCGUACACGAGGCGAACUACGAGCAGGCGGCUAAAGAGGCCAUGCUGGAGGCGGCCUGCGAGGACAAGUGCCAAUCCCUGGACUCAUUUGAGUUCGAGGAGAAACGCAGCAAACGUUUAAAAUGCGAUGCAUCAGAAAAGAAAGCCCCAGAACUGUCUGCAUGUGCGGACACCAAGUACAAAUCUGUGUUUGUGAUGUCAGAGGAAAAGGACGAAUGUAUAAUUGCAACUGAGGUGUAA
Messenger RNA from Scomber scombrus (Atlantic mackerel), 2166 nucleotides. RefSeq names its product deltaA (gene dla). The record is from RefSeq and is a predicted model, not a curated record. Gene Ontology annotation, cellular component: protein-containing complex; plasma membrane. Lineage: Eukaryota; Metazoa; Chordata; Actinopteri; Scombriformes; Scombridae. The transcript is spliced from 11 exons. The coding region runs from base 1 to 2166 and encodes 721 amino acids. Gene Ontology annotation, molecular function: calcium ion binding. Gene Ontology annotation, biological process: heterophilic cell-cell adhesion; cell communication; establishment or maintenance of epithelial cell apical/basal polarity.